Gambusia affinis (western mosquitofish) is the source of this 5558-nucleotide messenger RNA. RefSeq names its product rho GTPase-activating protein 26-like. Gene Ontology annotation, molecular function: GTPase activator activity; protein binding. Gene Ontology annotation, biological process: signal transduction. NCBI's taxonomy places the organism in Eukaryota, Metazoa, Chordata, Actinopteri, Cyprinodontiformes, Poeciliidae. Gene Ontology annotation, cellular component: cytoplasm. The transcript is spliced from 26 exons. The record is from RefSeq and is a predicted model, not a curated record.
CCUCCAACGGUCUUCAGUUAGUCCGAGCGGACGCGACCAGCGGUCGGAAAAAAAAACAAGGGGAGGAGGUCUCUGUACGUGAAUGAAAGUUGUACGAACUAUGGACUGGUAAAUAGCUACUGCUCUGAGGCGAUGAAACUUAUGACAGUGAAAUGUCGGCCAUACUAUCUUCCACUGGAGUUUACUGCCGUGUUCCUCAUCAUUAUUUACAUCCCGCCGGGUGCUAAUGCUAAUGAAGCAUCGACAAACGGAGGCGUUUUACGAGGUUGCGGAGAACUUUAAUCACGUGAAACUGGCGGACACUGCCCAGUUUCUACCAGCAUGCCACCUUUCCCACGCCGGGAGACAAGACUCUGGACUGUACUAACAUUAACGGUGUGCUGAUGAUGUCACACCAGUCUGUUCUCCAAACCAGAAACCCUGGCUGAAUGUUGAGGUGAGACCUCUGCUGAAAGCUAGGGAUACUACAUCAGCACUCCAAGGAAAGAAUUGACUGCGUACAUUGUGAGGGCCAAAGCCUAUAUAUCCAGAAAAUUCAGGGUCACUUCACCACCAAGACAUAUGUGGAAAGGCAUUAAGUGCAACAGACUACAAUAUCAGGGGUGCACAAUGCCCAAAGGACCUCUCACUGCCAGAUGCACUUAUUAAGUUCUACACCCGCUUUGAGGAUCCUAACCCCCCCAGCACCAAACUUCUACAACCAUUUGGUGACAUGUCCUACUGUGUGACCACAGCAGAUGUGAGGAUGACCCUUCAGGGAAUCAACACCCAUAAGGCCCCGAUAACAUCCCUGUGCGGGUACUGAGGUGCUGUGCAUAUCACCUGUCUGAGGUGUUGGCAGACAUCUUCAACACAUCACUGCCACUGCCACCUGUCCUCUCCUGUCUAAAGGCCACCACUAUUUUCUCUGUAUUUUCCAGCAUGUCACAGGCCUAAAUGACUACCAAACUAUAGCCCAAACAUCUGUAGUCAUGAAGUGCUUCUUCUAGGCUAGUCGAUGCCCCCAUCAAGGACUCCAUCGAUGUCACUUUGGACCCUCAUCAGUACGCCUACAGGAAGAACCGCUACACUGCUGACACCAUCUCAUCUGUAGUCCCCACAGCCCUCACCCACCUGGAGAGCAGAAAUUCUGUCAUUCGUCUGGUCUUUCUGGAUUUCUCCUCAGCUUUCAACACCUUCAUCCCACAGACCCUGGUGCAGAAGCUUUUCUCUCUUGGACUGAGUCCCACACUGGGGAACAGAACACUGAACUUCCAGACCUCAUACUGUCUACUUUUCACAACACCGUCUCCUCCCCAUCACUCUCAGCACUAGCUCGCCGCAGGGCUGCAUCCUGAGCCCCCUUCUCUUCAAUCUGCUGACGUAUGACUGCUUGGCAAGACACACCCCAGCUGUCAUAUAGUAAAGUUUGCAGACGACACAGCAGUAGUGGGACACAUUACGAACAAUGAGUCUAAAUACAGAGAGGAGGUGGUACAUCUGGUACAGUGAUGCAGAGACAAUAACCUCUGCAUCAACUUGAAGAAGACCAAUGGGAUGGACAAGGAUCCUCUUCAUCCCCUGUACUUUGGAGGAGCAGCUGCGGAGAUGGUCCAUAUAUAAGAUGGGACUACCCGCUCUGGAGUUUAGUGACUGCUACCUGGACAGCCCGCAGUUCAGGGACAGGCUCAAGUCCCACGAACUGGAGCUGGACAAAACCAACAAGUUCAUCAAGGAGCUGAUUAAAGACGGCAAAGCGCUGAUCCAGGCUCUGAAAUGUUUGUCAACAGCAAAGAGGAAGUUUGCAGACUCUCUCAACGACUUCAAAUUCCAGUGUAUUGGUGAUGCUGAAACAGAUGACGAGAUAUGCAUUGCCAAGUCACUUCAGGAGUUUGCAGCUGUCCUACAAAACCUGGAGGAUGAAAGGACAAGGAUGAUCGAAAACGCCAACGAUGUGUUGAUUAUUCCACUGGAGAGGUUUAGGAAAGAACAAAUCAGUGCAGCCAAGGAAGCCAAGAAGAAAUAUGACAAAGAGACAGAGAAAUAUUGUGGAGUGCUAGAGAAGCAUUUGAGCCUUUCAGCAAAGAAAAAAGAGUCCCAUCUACAUGAAGCGGAUAACCAGGUGGAUCACGUGAGGCAGCAUUUCUACGAAGUUUCUCUGGAGUAUGUCUUUAAGGUGCAAGAGGUCCAAGAGAGGAAGAUGUUUGACUUUGUGGAGCCUCUGCUGGCAUUUCUUCAAGGCCUGUUCACCUACUAUCAUCAUGGCUAUGAGUUAGCAAAGGACUUCAACCACUUCAAAACUGAUCUCACUAUCAGCAUACAGAACACAAGGAACCGUUUUGAGAGCACAAGGUCUGAGGUUGAGAGUCUGAUGAGGAAGAUGAAGGAGAACCCUCAUGAGCACAAGAGUGUCAGCCAGCACACCAUGGAGGGCUACUUGUUCGUGCUGGAGAAGCGUCCCUUUGUUUCUACGUGGGUGAAGUACUACUGCACUUACCACCGUGAGCCCAAGAAGUUCGCCAUGGUUGUGUUUGACCCCAAAUCAGGGGGCAAAAUGGGUGAGGAGGAGAGUUUCAUCCUGAAGUCGUGCACCAGGAGGAAGACGGAGUCCAUAGAAAAGAGGUUCUGUUUUGAUGUUGAGGCCAUGGACAGACAAGGCAUAAUCACCAUGCAGGCUCUGUCAGAGGAGGAUCGCAGGUUGUGGAUGGAGGCUAUGGAUGGUAGAGAACCGGUGUACAAUCUCAACAAAGACAGCCAAACUGAAGGCAUGGCCCAGCUGGAUGUUACUGGGUUCAAUGUCAUGAAAAAAUUCAUCUACGCUGUGGAAACUCGAGGUAUUGAUGAGCAGGGUCUGUACAGAAUCGUUGGCGUAAGCUCCAAAGUACAAAAACUACUGAGCCUGACUAUAGGUAAACACUGAAACACACACAUUCAAGCAUAGUGGGAGAUUAAAACAAUAACGAGUGCCAUCAAACAUUAUCUGAGGAUGCUUCCUGCUCCUCUCAUGACGUACCAGUACCAGAGGAGUUUCAUCAAAGCCGCCAAGAUGGACAACCCAGAGGCCAGAGUGACAGAGAUUCAUGCUCUUGUUCACCGAUUACCUGAGAAGAACAGACAAAUGUUGGAGCUGCUGAUGAAACACCUGUCCAACGUGGCCAGUCACCACCAGCAGAACCUGAUGACUGUCGCCAACCUGGGCGUGGUCUUUGGACCCACUCUGCUGCGCCCGCAGGAGGAGACGGUCGCAGCCAUCAUGGACAUCAAGUUCCAAAACAUUGUGGUGGAAAUCCUGAUAGAGCACCAUGAGAGGAUAUUUGGGGACGUGCCCAAUUCGACGGGCAAUUCAACAAGCAUGCAGCUCGACCAGUCAAGGAGGAGAAGCACUGAGAGCAAAGCACCGUCCUGCAGUGAAAGGCCUCUCACGCUAUUCCACACACCGACACAUUCUCAGACAGGUGAAAAGAGGAACAGUGUUGGCAACACCCCAGCUGCUGACAUGCAACACCCAGUGUCUUCCUCUACAAACUGUAACAACAGCAGCAGCAGCAGCAGUAGCAGCACUGGCAGCCACAAUAAAACCCCCAGACACAGCCUGACCAGCAACGAUGGAGAGCAGGACGGACGACAAAUCCGACCCAGCUCACUACUGAACCCAAAAAGUCGAGGCAGUAUACCCACAAGUGCAAUAUCUCCGAGCCCCACCUCGCCCCGUUCUCCCUCCUGGCCGAUGUUCUCAGCACCUUCAAGUCCACAGCCGAUCUCAUCCGCUUCCAGUGACUCUUCCCCAGUCAGUAUCACAGGCAGGAAGGCCCGAGCGCUGUACGCUUGCAAGGCAGAGCACGACUCAGAGCUGUCCUUCAUCGCCGGGACCGUCUUUGAGAAUGUUCAUGCUUCCAGGGAGCCCGGCUGGCUGGAGGGGACUCUGGAUGGUCGAACUGGACUGAUUCCAGAAAACUACGUGGAGAUGCUGUAGCCACAGCUGGACCAAGAAGCUUAACGUAGACCAAGCUGGACUUGACUGCACAAAACUCCUCUGUUAUCAUAUGAUCAACUGGAGCAGAUUUUAUUGACUUUGUGUUGACUAGAUUGAAGAAUAGAAACUGGACCAAGCAGAACAAUAUCCAAGGGAUUUGGCACAGGACUGAAGCAUUGUGGACUUUGUCUGAAUUGCACUGGGAAGAGAAAGAGGAAAAACUGAAACUGGGAUUGUGUUGACCUGAGUUCACAGUGAAGAAGAUGCAAGUGUUUAUGUGUCAGGAGUGUAGAAAGCAUGAGGGUUUGGUGAAAUUACUCUUCUAAGUGAGCUGAUAUAUUUGAGCAAUUAAUUUUUUAAAUGUGUUUUAUUACUCUGAUCUGGACUGCCACUUCCUCAUCAUUCCCCGUUGUCAUUAGGUAUACACGGCAUUAUUGACAGGGAACAAGAUAAAUGGUAAGUGGCCUUCAGCUUUAAACUGCUAGUUCACCUCUUCAUUGCUUGGUCACUAAUCCCCUUGGGAAAUUUGAGCCCUGGAGCCAGACGGCAAUGAUUGGGCUCGGCUAUAAACGUGUUCGCAAUCCCUCGUUGGGUAAUUCCAGGGGAAGACAGUCCGCUUCGCUGAUGUUUAGGAGUUAAACGCCACGGAUGAGUUCGCUUCAAACGGUUGGGUCAGCGUUGGCGCCACACUCAUUUAUAAGUCUUUUCCUUUGCAGAGCCAUCACUUAGAAAAUAGAAAUGUGAAAAAUCUCACACAGGCUCCACAGGCAGCUCAGCAGUUUACAGUGAGGCAUAGGAGGAGCAACUGCUGGUUAGAACAAGCCCAGCUGCAAGGCCUUGCUGCCAGUGAAGAAAUGAUGAGUCAUGUUUGCACUAUGUUGGUCCAUUCUUGGAAUUCUGAUCAACCAGGAAACUUGUUCUCUCUCUCUUUUUAACAGUACAAAGCACCUGCAUGUUUUUUCCCGUCUCUUAUUUUUUCCAUAACGCAGAAUCUGCAGCUUUAAUAUUAGCAGCACAGAGAGAGAAGACAUAAUGUCAUUCCCCAGCUUUGAUCACAUGAUGAGGAAUUAUAAAGACGAUAUUAAGCAUAAUGAUGUGAGGACAGAUUGACAUUUUGAUUUUAUAGUUAAUGAAAUAUAAAUCAUUUUCUGGGCUGCAGUGACUGCUCUUGUUUCCUGAGGUGAAUAUUUUGGUAAUAAUUAGCUUUUUUCCCGUUCUAUCUUUUAUCAUCAACAAGAUUCUUUUUAAAGAGAUUUUUAAAAAGAGAAAAAACAAAUGGGAGAAUAAAAAAGCAAGCUAAUGUGAAAUAAGACUACUUUGUUCAUAUAUAAACUUAUUUAUAAGAUUUUCUUGAACUUAAAAUUCCAAGCUUCAUCCUUUUGAGAUGUUUUUAAUGAUCCUGUAAAUAAAAACGGCAUUUUGAUGGGGUAUAAUUUUUUCACAAGUAUGAAAUUUUAUAUUUUGUAUUUCUAGCUUACUAACUUAAUUCCAUUACUGCAUUAUUUGUUGCCAGAAUUUUGUAUCAAAUAUGUCUGUUCACAGCCUUAAUUAUUUCUACAGAUUUUGGUGAAGGACUGUGAAGAAUUAAAGACACAUCUUGAACAAC